CUUUCACCGGGUCUAUGAUCUCUCCGAAAAUGGUAGCAGCGCACUCCUCUGGCCAUUCCUCUGCGUCUGCAGAUUGGAUUAUUUGCCUUGAUAAAAGACCUGCUGAACGCUCUGGGGAAGAUGUGGACAUCAUCCUGGCCAGGCUGAAAUGUGUGAAGGCCUUUGAGCAGUUCCACCCUAGCCUUCUACAGCAGAUAUGCCUGUGUGGAUUCUACGAAUGUCUAGAGAAGGGUAUCACGUUAUACCGUCAAGGAGAUAUUGGUACCAGCUGGUAUGCUGUCAUCUCUGGCUCACUUGAUGUCAAAGUGUCAGAGACAGCAAAUCAUCAGGAUGCUGUCACAAUCUGCACUCUGGGUAUUGGGACAGCAUUUGGGGAGUCGAUCCUGGAUAACACCCCUCGGCACGCCACCAUUGUCACCCGGGAAUUCAGUGAACUCCUCCGCAUCGACCAGAGGGAGUUCAAGUCUCUGUGGGAGAAAUAUCGUCAGUGCAUGGCUGGACUGCUUGCCCCACCCUAUGGAGUUAUGGAAAGUGGUGGACGUAGCACUGACAGAAUGUCUGACAAAGAGAACAUAAGCAGCAACUCUUUUGGAUCCAUCUCUAAACAUCUGAAUAAGAAGUCAUUAAUUGAAAGCCCAGCCAAACUCCGUCCUAAAUCCAUUUCUCAGGUCCCAUCUGAGAAGAUCCUGCGAGCAGGGAAGGUUCUCCGUGAUGCCAUCCUCUCCAGAGCUCCCCACAUGAUCCGAGACAGGAAGUACCACCUGAAGACAUACAGGUGGGUUGUAGUAUCUCAUGUACAGUACCAUGUACACCGGCUACUCUCAUUGGACCAGGAGCUGACCUUCCAGGACAAGUAUCUUUUCUACCGUUUCCUGGAGGAUGAACAGGAAGACGCUCCCCUGCCCACCGAGGAGGAGACCAGAGAGAGCGAUGAGGAGCUGCAGGAUACCCUCCUCCUCCUCUCCCAGGUCGGCCCUGAUGCCCACAUGCGCAUGAUCCUGAGGAAACAUCCAGGACAGAGGGCAGCGGAUGAUUUGGAGAUCAUUUAUGAGGAGCUGCUUCACAUAAAGGCCUUAUCGCACCUAUCCACCACUGUAAAGAAAGAACUAGCCGGUGUCCUGAUCUUUGAGUCCCAUGCCAAAGCAGGAACAGUGUUGUUCAAUCAAGGGGAGGAAGGCACGUCGUGGUACAUCAUUCUAAAGGGCUCUGUAAACGUUGUCAUUUAUGGAAAGGGGGUUGUUUGCACGCUGCAUGAGGGAGAUGACUUUGGGAAGCUUGCUCUGGUCAACGAUGCCCCCCGUGCCGCCUCCAUUGUUCUACGAGAGGAUAACUGCCACUUCCUACGUGUGGACAAGGAGGACUUCAACCGGAUCCUCAGAGACGUGGAGGCCAACACGGUGCGUCUGAAGGAACAUGAUCAGGAUGUUCUGGUCCUGGAGAAGAGCCCCAGCAGCAUCCAGACCUCCACCCACGGCACCACCACCACCCCCUCCCACUACAAAUACACUGUGAUGUCAGGGGCACCAGAGAAGAUUCUGGAGCACUUUCUGGAAAUGAUGCGACUGGACUCUCACCUCAAUGAAUCAGACACAGCUCUGGACGACUUUGUGCUCAUGCACUGCGUCUUCAUCCCUAACAGCCAGCUGUGCCCGGUGCUCAUGGCCCACUACCACGCUGAGGCGUCCCAGGGCUCAGAACAGGAGCGUCUGGACUACACAUUGAACAACAAGAGGAGGGUGAUCAGGCUGGUGCUGCAGUGGGCCUCAGUACAUGGAGAUCACCUUCAGGAGGAGGACGCCUCACUAGCCUUCCUAGAGGAGUUCUUUGUGUCUGUAUCUGAUGAUGCCAGUGUGAUUCCUGCUCUGAAAGAUCAACUCCCAGAGUUAGAGAAGCUAGUUAAAAACAGCUCUGACGAUGCCAGAUCCUCGCCACAAAAGCACAAGGUCCUGUUGCGGCAGUUCAGCAUGGGGGAUGAGAAGCUGCAGAAACGACAGCCCAUCAAGAGUAAUGAUGAGAUCCUGUUCAAAGUGUACUGCAGCGACCACACCUACACCACCAUCCGGGUCACCGUGGCCGCCUCGGUCAGAGAGGUCAUCAGCGCAGUGGCCGACAAGCUGGGGUCAGCGGAGGACCUCCUCCUGGUCAACCUCAGUUCGGCCGGAGAUAAAGUGGUGCUGAAGCCCAACGAUAUUUCAGUCUUCUCCACACUCAGCAUCAACGGCCGUCUGUUUGUCUGCCCCAGGGAUCAACUGGAUUCAUUGACACCCUUGCCAGAGCAGGAAGGGCCCUCCACUGGCUCCAUGGGCAGCUUUGAGUUAAUGAGCUCGAAAGACCUGGCCUACCAGAUGACUGUCUACGACUGGGAACUCUUCCACUGUGUACAUGAGCUUGAGCUGAUCUACCAUACGUUUGGGAGGCAGAACUUCAAGAAGACCACGGCCAACAUGGACCUGUUCCUCAGGAGGUUCAAUGAGAUCCAGCUGUGGGUGAUCACAGAGAUCUGUCUGUGUACUCAGCUCAGCAAGCGCGUUCAGAUGCUCAAGAAGUUCAUCAAGAUCGCUGCCCACUGUAAGGAGUAUAAGAACCUCAACUCCUUCUUCGCUAUCGUUAUGGGCAUGAGCAACCCAGCCGUGAGCAGACUGAGUCAGACCUGGGAGAAACUACCCAGCAAAUUCAAGAAAUUUUACAGCGAAUUUGAAAGCUUAAUGGACCCGUCCAGGAACCAUCGGGCGUACCGGCUCACUGUGGCCAAGCUGGACCCACCCAUCAUUCCCUUCAUGCCGCUGCUGAUCAAAGACAUGACAUUCACUCAUGAUGGAAACAAGACGUUCAUUGACAGUUUGGUCAAUUUUGAGAAAAUGCGAAUGAUCGCUAAUACAGUGAGGAUCGUGAGAUACUGCAGAAGUCUACCGUUCAGUGCAGAGCCGUCUCAGACCAGUAAGAACCACCUGGACGUGCGGAGCUACGUGCGUCAGCUGGCUGUUAUUGACAACCAGAGAACACUGUCUCAGCUCUCCCAUAGACUGGAGCCUCGCAGAACCUGAAUCCUCCCUGGACACUGGACGGACACUGGACGGACACAUGUCACAUGCUGCUGCUCUACUGCCAAAAAAGAAGCUUGCUUUAUACAGUAUGUUAUACCAGUACACACACAUACCCACUCUGCUACAUAGAACCUCACGUUAUUACAUGUAUAGUCAAGUAUCAUUUUAGAUGCUACAGAGUUCAUCAGCGCCACCUUCAACUGUAUUUCAAAUGUCAGUAUAAUUUCCGCUUCUUUGUUUCCUUAAGUGUAUUGUUUCAAUUUUUGUAAACAAUGGGCAACAGCCUGGUUUAAAUUUCACAGCAUUUUCAAAUUCAUCUCAUUCUUAUGUCCCUGAAGGUCUAUUUGAUACUUUGAAGUCACCUGCCUCAUGAAAAGGACUCAAUGUAUAAAGCGAAAGGAUCUUUUGGAAAUAAUCAUCCAUUAGAUUGUUGCACAAAUCUAUGUCGGGUUGAUGUUAGUUAGGAAACUUUUCAGAAUGGAAACAUUGGCUCUUAUUUCACUUCCUGACCUCAUAAAUUGCAAAAUCCUAAUAUUCAGUUGUGGUUUCAUAUCUUUUUUGUAAAUCAGAUUAUAUUUAUACAUAUUUUAGUUUGUGGCUUUUUAUUACACGUUGUACAAUGUAUUCCUCUAUUUAUUAUGACCUCAGCGUGCAAUGAUUUGAGAUGUUGGGCUGCAUAUAUGUGAGCACAUUCCUCUAUAAAUAUCUGUGAGGUAACUAUUGUCUGCAAGAUUUUUUGCCAUGUUUAUUCUGUAAAUAUUAAAAACGAAUUAGAUGUA
This is a messenger RNA of Salmo salar (Atlantic salmon), 3823 nucleotides long. The record is from RefSeq and is a predicted model, not a curated record. NCBI's taxonomy places the organism in Eukaryota, Metazoa, Chordata, Actinopteri, Salmoniformes, Salmonidae.